Molecule: messenger RNA, 1674 nt
Organism: Cladophialophora carrionii CBS 160.54
Lineage: Eukaryota; Fungi; Ascomycota; Eurotiomycetes; Chaetothyriales; Herpotrichiellaceae
Exons: 1
Coding region: 1-1674 (557 amino acids)
Biological process (GO): lipid metabolic process
Source: RefSeq, a predicted model, not a curated record
AUGCCCUUCUUUACCACCCCCCGCAAACGUCGCAAGUUCGCCGAAACCGCAGUCAAUCCCGUCUACCCUCCUAACCCGCCACCCUAUGCCCUCAGUAACAGCACACCGAUCUAUUCAGAGCCUCAACCGCAGUGGACUCCGCAGCCUGGUCCAUACCUUCCUCCAACCCCACGGCCCUACAUGACCUCAACAGUGAGCUUACCGCCGAUGCCUCAUGUCCAGGCGGGCUACGCAGCGCAGCCAUUGCGGGCUCAACAUACAUGGGCAUGCCCUCAAUCGAGCACGGUCAAUCUUGUCCCUCCGAGACCGAUAAUGCCAUUGCGGGACAGAAUCGACGACAAACUGGGAGACGUUCUGUCUCUUAUCGACGAGGACGCAUUCUCAGGCUCAGAAAGAGAGCUGAUGAUAACAAUGGAAAAUCCGCCCGCUCCAGGAUACACAGAGACCCGCGAGCUCACCAGGGCAUUUGGAGCCCCGGAGAGGCAGCAGAUACGACAGAAGCAACAGGGCCAAGAGAAGCAGCUCAACGUCUUCACGAAACUCGAUCUGUACAUGAACUCGAGACUCCCUGCCUCCUUGCAACCGUUUCGCGUCUAUAUGCCGACGUGGCCGCUUCUCUGCCUCGCAGCACAGUAUUCCAAUUGCGCCUACAUCUCGCCUCAAUCCUCGGCAGAACGGAAAGACUUUGUCUCAGCCGACGGCCGGAUGGGCACCAAGGCGAUGGUGAUUAAGUCGGUCCCGUGCGACGAUAAGAAGACCAUCGUAUUUGCGAUUCGAGGCACGAGUAUGUUCAGCAUCCGUGACUGGGGCGUCAACCUGGACACCGAACCCGUCUCUCCCGCCGGCUUCCUCGAUGAUCAAGGCAACCUCUGCCAUUCGGGAUUCCUGCGCGUCGCAAAAGCAAUGGUAAGGCCCAUCGCGGCGCGGCUGCGGCAUCUGCUGGAAGAAAACCCGUCGCGAGCAAGCUGCUCGUUGCUCAUCACGGGCCAUUCGGCCGGGGGCGCCGUGGCGAGUCUGCUCUACGCGCACAUGCUCUCCACGACGGUGCAGUCCGACCUGAACAUCCUGACGGGAUGCUUUAAGAGAGUUCAUUGCGUCACGUUCGGCGCCCCACCCAUCAGCCUUCUCCCGCUCCAAAAACCCGAGACCGCGGAUGGAAGACUGCGCAAAUGCCUGUUCCACUCGUUCAUCAACGAGGGCGACCCCGUCGUACGCGCCGAGAGAGCCUACGUGAAGAGUCUGGUAGACCUGCUCUCUCAACCCGUCCCGUCCUCUGUGGCGACCGUGCAGAAACCCCCAAAGUCAAACCCAAACCCAUCCCUCUCGGCGCUCGCUUCACUGGGCGCAUCGAUGUCCCGGCUGGACCUCUCUCUCACGCCCGCCAUGAAGAUACCCAAACCCCCGAGACCGAAACGUGCAGUCAUCCCGCUGGGGAGACUAUGGUGGGACGUCCCGCCCGCGACAUUGUCCAACGCGGGCCGUCUGGUCGUGUUGCGUGUCCCUCCGCGUGAACUGGGCGCAAAAGAGUCUGACGUCACGGCCUCGUUGGUCAAGGACGAGCAACUCCGCCAGGUCAUCUUUGGGGACCCUCUGGUUCAUUCCAUGGAUCUUUACGCCAAGAGGAUCGAGGUCCUAGCGUUUCGCGCUGUCACUGGGCGGGAUGGUGCUGUUUGA